AUGGCCCCCAAAACACCGGUGUUUCUACUCAAGACCAGAUCAAGUCCGAUCGACGCAUACGAGGAGAUAUUCUCAGGCUCUGCCAAUGACCUCAAUUUCGAACCGUCAUUCGUCCCAGUGCUGGAGCACCAGGUCGAUGAAGAAGGAAUGGCCAAAGUGCGAAACCUGCUCCGAAAUAGGUUAAUAGGCACGGCCGAGGGCUCCGCAUACGGUGGCUUGAUUUUCACCUCCCAGCGGGCUGUCGAGGCCUUUACUAAGCUCGUCGAGGAAGGGAGAGAUGAAGAAGGAUGGCCCCAUCUCCAGGAUGUACCCUUUUACAGCGUCGGACCGGCGACAACACGGGCUCUGAAAGCUGUCCCUCAGCGCCCUCCUCUGCAGGUCUUUGGCGAGCACACAGGCAGUGGCGAGAAGCUGGCGCCCUUCAUCCUUGAGCAUUACGGGAACUGGUACAGAGACCGCGUGCCUAAGCCUCCGCUGCUCUUCCUGGUGGGCGACAAGCGCCGCGAUAUCAUCCCCAGAGUGUUGACUGAGGCGGGAUGGCGGGUAGACGAAGUCGUCGUUUACGGCACGGGCGAGUUGAAGUCUUUCAAGCAAGACUUCACCCGGCGCCUUGAAGAGACUAUGGACCGGUCACGCAGAUGGAUCGUUGUUUUCUCGCCCAGCGGAUGCGACAGCAUGCUGAGCGCCUUGGAUCUUCUGGACCGGAGCACCGGCAUGGCCAAGCCUAAGCUUCCAAACCGGAGCACAUAUAUUGCUACCAUUGGCCCAACGACCCGUGAUCAUCUCAUUAACACGUUUGAAUUCGAGCCCGACGUCUGCGCUGAGCAGCCCAGCCCGGAGGGCGUAUGGCAAGCGAUCUGCCACUUCAUCGAGAAUAUGGAUUAG
Canariomyces notabilis is the source of this 885-nucleotide messenger RNA. RefSeq names its product tetrapyrrole biosynthesis, uroporphyrinogen III synthase. Lineage: Eukaryota; Fungi; Ascomycota; Sordariomycetes; Sordariales; Chaetomiaceae. Gene Ontology annotation, biological process: uroporphyrinogen III biosynthetic process. Gene Ontology annotation, cellular component: cytosol. The record is from RefSeq and is a predicted model, not a curated record. Gene Ontology annotation, molecular function: uroporphyrinogen-III synthase activity. The transcript has 2 exons. Bases 1 to 885 code for a protein of 294 amino acids.